Messenger RNA from Orcinus orca (killer whale), 787 nucleotides. RefSeq names its product small integral membrane protein 33 (gene SMIM33). The transcript is spliced from 2 exons. The record is from RefSeq and is a predicted model, not a curated record. Lineage: Eukaryota; Metazoa; Chordata; Mammalia; Artiodactyla; Delphinidae. The coding region runs from base 91 to 579 and encodes 162 amino acids.
GGCAGCUCCGGGUAGGGACCGAGCUGGGGAGGCAGGCUCUCCUUUGCCCGGCUGGCCGCCAGUCCCGAGGGAGCCUUGCGCAGCCGGACAAUGCAUCAGUUCCCUUUGGGUGUCUAUCUCUUUCUAUUUUGGUCUUUUUCUGUGUGUACGUGCCCAUGUCACCCUCUCUGUCUGCUGCUUCCCUCCCAGGCUGGCCACCAUCCCUGGCUUUCUGCAGCUGUGAACGGCUCAGCGGGGCAGGUGCCCCAGAGGCAACUUCCGGAGGUGCUGGGCGGGACCUGGGAACCACCUCAAGGGGUCGGGCUGCCCCUGCUAACUGUCAUUGUCACUGCCUUUGUCUUGCUGGCAGUCUGUAUCGUGGUGGCAGUCCACUGUGGGCCAAGGCUACACAAGGGCCAUGCCACUCUCGCCACAGAGCCACCAUCCCCAAAGCCAGAGGGUGGCAUCUCUCUCACCCACUGGCGAGUGCUGGGCCGUCAGGACAGUCACGAAGACGCCCAGCAGGAACCUCCUGGCUCUGACUCCUGCCCUGUGCCAGAUGGGCCCAGGUUCAGCAUUGAUGAAGUCACAUUUCUGUAGGAGGGAGACUUUGGAAAGUUGGCCUGACCUGGCUCAGAACAAGAAACUGGACAGAGAAUUAGGGCAAAAGCAAAUUGGGGCCUGGGCAUCAGCGCUUCGUAAGGGCACACAUGGACUUAGCUGGAGCUGCCCUCUCAGCAGAGUAUUUAUACAGAAAGCCCUGUCAUGGACCAAAGAAAUAAAAGAAGCUUGAAUGCUGCUGUGAGCA